Messenger RNA from Glycine soja, 3819 nucleotides. RefSeq names its product FT-interacting protein 7-like. The record is from RefSeq and is a predicted model, not a curated record. The coding region runs from base 448 to 3366 and encodes 972 amino acids. NCBI's taxonomy places the organism in Eukaryota, Viridiplantae, Streptophyta, Magnoliopsida, Fabales, Fabaceae. The transcript has a single exon.
GAUUCCCUGCAGAAACUCAUAUCUAUCUAACUCUACUUUCAUUAUUUUCCCUUUUUUUUCGGACAAAGCAAAUCAAGGGCUGGGAGUGUAAGAGGAGAAAAUCCAACGGUGGUGAAGUGACUGACUACGUGAAACGUGGGAUUCCCUUGACUGCAGGGAACAUGUACCGCAGAAAACACCCGUUGAGAUAUGUCUUCCCUCGAGAUUCCGCAACGUGGCACUCACGUCCUACGUGUCCCAGCUCCUCGCUUUCUCGCCUCAAAACUUUCUUCUUCCUCUCAUCUACACUCAUUUCCACUGUUCCACCAAACCUUAUAACGAAUAAGAACAAGAAACACAGACACAAGCCAGUUACUAACGCACAAGGAAGAAGAAAAGUCCUCUGUUUUCCCUUUUUUUUUUUCUUUCUCUCAAAAGCUUCUCUUUCACGAGAUUCAUCUAUGAUCUAUGGCGGAAGGUGCUGGAAGGAAGCUCAUGGUGGAGGUUUGCAACGCGAAGAACCUGAUGCCGAAGGAUGGUCAAGGAACCGCGAGUGCUUACGCGAUCGUUGACUUCGAUGGCCAGCGACGGCGAACCAAGACGAAAUCGAGAGAUCUCAAUCCUCAAUGGGACGAGAAACUCGAGUUCAUCGUCCACGACAAAGACUCCAUGCCUUCCGAAACGCUGGAGGUGAAUAUCUACAACGACAAGAGGACAGGGAAACGAAGCACUUUUCUCGGCAAAGUCAAGAUUUCCGGAAGCACGUUUGUGAAAUCCGGUUCCGAAGCGAUUGUCUACUAUCCGUUAGAGAAGAGGAGCGUGUUCUCUCAGAUCAAAGGAGAGCUCGGUCUCAAGGUUUGGUACGUCGAGGACGAUCCACCGGAAACAGAAAACGCCGGUGAGGAGAAAGCAGAGUCAGCACCAGCGGCGGAGGAGAAGCCGCCGGAAAAGGAAAAGAAAGAAGAUGAGAAUAAACCUAAAGAAGAAUCAAAAGAAGAAAAACCAAAGGAGGAGGCUACGGCGGAGGCGGCGGCACCGCCACCGCCGGAGGUGGAGAAUCCACCUAUUGCGCAGACGGAGAAGCCAAAGCCGCCGAAGGAAAAGCACGGCGAAGUGCAGAAGCGUGCGGAUCUGAACGUGAGCGAUCACGAACUGCGAUCUCUGAGAGGCGAUCGGAGCUGCAGUGCCUACGACCUCGUUGAUCGCAUGCCGUUUUUAUACGUUCGCGUGGUGAAGGCGAAGAGACCUAAACCAGAAACCGGUUCGACCGUUUACUCGAAGCUUGUGAUCGGGACUCACAGCGUGAAGACCAGAAGCGAGAGUGAAGGCAAAGACUGGGAUCAGGUUUUCGCCUUCGAUAAAGAAGGCCUCAAUUCGACGUCGUUGGAGGUUUCCGUUUGGUCAGAGGAGGUCAAAGAAGGGGAUGAGAAAAGCGAGAGUUCUCUCGGAACGGUGUCGUUUGAUCUGCAGGAGGUUCCUAAAAGAGUUCCUCCGGAUAGUCCUUUGGCUCCGCAGUGGUACACUCUCGAAUCCGAAACCUCGCCGGGAAAUGACGUCAUGCUCGCCGUUUGGAUCGGGACUCAGGCUGACGAGGCCUUUCAGGAGGCUUGGCAGUCCGAUUCUGGCGGGCUGAUACCGGAGACAAGAGCUAAAGUGUAUCUGUCUCCCAAGCUUUGGUACCUGAGACUAACGGUCAUCCAAACCCAGGACUUGCAGCUAGGUUCGGGACCCGAGGCUAAGGCUCGAAAUCCGGAGCUGUACGUGAAGGCUCAGCUCGGCGCGCAGGUUUUCAAAACAGGAAGAGCCUCACCUGGCUCGGCUAAUCCAACGUGGAACGAGGACCUCGUGUUCGUAGCAGCCGAGCCGUUUGAGCCGUUUUUGGUGGUCACAGUGGAGGACGUGUCAAAUUCCAAAACCGUUGGCCACGCGAAGCUCCACGUGGCAUCCAUCGAGCGGAGAACAGAUGAUCGAACGGACCCGAAGUCAAGAUGGUUCAACCUCUCCAGCGAAGACGAGAGCAAUUCGUACACGGGUAGGAUCCACGUUCGAGUAUGCUUGGAAGGAGGGUAUCACGUGAUAGACGAAACCGCUCACGUGACCAGCGACGUUCGAGCCUCGGCGAAGCAACUCGCGAAGCCCCCAAUCGGGUUGCUCGAAGUAGGGAUUCGCGGCGCUGCGAACCUUCUCCCGGUGAAGACCAAUGACGGGACACGUGGCACCACGGACGCUUACGUGGUGGCCAAAUACGGACCCAAGUGGGUCCGAACCCGAACCAUCAUGGACAGGUUCAACCCGAGAUGGAACGAACAGUACACGUGGGAUGUUUUUGAUCCUUGCACGGUUCUCACCAUUGGAGUGUUCGAUAACGGGAGAUACAAGCGAGGGGAAGAUGGAGAACCUAACAGAGAUUGCAGGGUAGGGAAAGUUCGCGUGCGGUUGUCCACGCUGGACACCAACCGGGUGUACGUAAACUCGUACUCCUUAGUCGUUUUGCUACCAAGUGGCGCCAAGAGAAUGGGGGAGAUAGAGAUUGCUGUUAGAUUCUCAUGCUCCUCAUGGUUGAGUCUAAUGCAGGCCUACGCAAGCCCAAUCUUACCAAGAAUGCACUACGUGCGCCCCUUCGGCCCGGCCCAACAAGACAUCCUACGCCAAACGGCCAUGAAGAUCGUAACGGCUCGCCUCGCCCGGUCUGAACCGGCAUUGGGUCAGGAAGUGGUUCAGUUCAUGCUGGACUCCGACACUCACGUGUGGAGCAUGCGGCGGAGCAAGGCGAACUGGUUCAGAGUGGUGGGAUGUCUCUCACGUGUGGCAACCCUACUGGGAUGGGUGGAUGGGAUCCGCACGUGGGUGCACCCUCCCAGGACGGUUCUGGUGCACGUGCUGCUCGCAGCGAUUGUGUUGUGCCCAUACUUACUGCUCCCUACUGUGUUCAUGUAUGCUUUCUUGAUUUUGGUGCUGAGAUUCCGUUACCGGCAUAGGGUCCCACAAAACAUGGAUCCGAGGAUGUCGUACGUGGACAUGGUGAGCCUGGACGAGCUGGACGAGGAGUUUGACGGGUUUCCGACCACGCGGCCGGCGGAGGUGGUGCGGAUCAGGUACGACAGAUUGCGCGCGCUUGCGGGGAGGGCGCAGACGCUGCUGGGUGACGUGGCGGCGCAGGGGGAGCGAUUGGAGGCGCUGUUUAGCUGGCGGGACCCACGUGCCACGGGGUUGUUCGCGGUGCUGUGUUUGGUGAUGUCGUUGCUGUUCUACGCGGUGCCGUUUAGGGGCUUUGUGCUGGUUGCGGGGUUCUAUUACCUGCGCCACCCGAGGUUCCGCGAUGACAUGCCGUCUAUCCCUGCUAACUUCUUCCGGCGACUCCCGUCCUUUUCUGAUCAGAUUAUGUGAUAAACAACAUAUUUUAUGUUACUAUAAGUUAGUUGUUAGGGUGACACGUUUUUUGUUUAUGGGUUUGUGUUUAUGUUUUUUCUUUUUAUAAGAAUUAUUUAUCUAUUUACUGAUUCGUUUAUUUAUUAUAUAUGGUCUGUGUGUCAAUUUGGUGGGAAAGCUUUUUGGGAAAAUACAAACGUGGCUUAAAGUGAGCAGAAAGUUGUUCUUGGUAUGCUCUAACAAAAGUGAAUGAAAAAGUUACAAUUGUGGUGAACCGAACAGUGGAGAAAGGAUAAAGUGAGCCACCUACAAGUCUACAACCCCAUGAACCAUUGAUGGAUUGAAGAAUUUAUGACCGUUGAUGCAGAAUGCUUCAACCCUAAUUAAAUGCAGCCAGUGCCAGGCAAUAUUGGAGAGAACUAGUUGUGUAAUUGAACUUUUGUUCACAUAUAUAACCUUUUGUUUUUCCUA